UCUGCAUCUGACAGUGUCCCUCCCUCUUUCUCUCUCUCUCCUCCUCGCUCUCUCAUUAGGCUUUACACCGGCAAAACACCGACGCACUCUCUUUCCCUUAACCCGGAGAAUAAACACGGAGCGGCGGCUGGAGCAGUAUUGACCUCCCCCCCCCCCCUCCUCCCGGUGCGCACCAUCCAUGGUCCUCCACUGGAUGUCUGUCUGUCUGACAGGACGGUUGGUGUCACGUUGCUGAAGCGACAGAGGAAGGCCCGGAGGUGAAGAGAACAAGCUAGGGGUCCUCCCAGACAGCAGGGGGCAGCAGCAGGCAUGCAGGACUCCGCCUCUGACAGCAAGAUGGCAAAACAGGAACAGAACUCCAAGCACCUCGAUGAGCACAGAGAAACAGAUGACAUGUCUGAGAAAACAUCACCAAACAAGAACCUCAAGUCUCCCCAAAAGGGCUCCAAACGACUUAAAACUGCCCCCUUCAAAGUGACCCUGCUGGAUUCCUCCGAGUUCGAAGGAGAAGUUGAGAAACAUUCCAAAGGACAGACUCUGAUGGAUAUGGUGUGUGAGCAUCUUAACCUGUUGGAGAAGGACUACUUUGGUCUGACCUUUGCCGACACAGACAGCCAGAAGAACUGGUUGGACCCCUCCAAGGAGAUCAAGAAGCAGAUGCGCAAUGCUCCGUGGCACUUUGCCUUCUCUGUCAAGUUCUACCCUCCAGACCCCUCCCAGCUCACAGAGGAUAUUACCAGAUACUACCUGUGUCUGCAGCUGAGGGAUGACAUGCUGUCAGGUCGGCUGCCAUGCUCGUUCGUCACUCACGCCCUCCUGGGCUCCUACACGGUUCAAGCCGAGUUGGGAGACUAUGACCAAGACGACCACGGCUCCGACUACGUCAGCGAUUUCCGCUUUGCUCCCAAUCAGACUCGUGAGCUGGAGGAGAGAGUGAUGGAGCUCCAUCGAAACUACAAGGGGAUGACUCCAGCAGAAGCUGAGAUUAACUUCUUGGAGAAUGCGAAGAAGUUGUCCAUGUAUGGAGUAGACCUGCAUCACGCCAAGGAUUCUGAAGGGAUUGAAAUAAUGCUGGGCGUUUGUGCCAAUGGCCUGCUGAUUUACCGUGAUAGGCUGAGGAUCAACCGCUUUGCAUGGCCAAAGAUCCUCAAGAUUUCAUAUAAAAGGAGCAACUUCUAUAUCAAGAUAAGACCUGGGGAGUAUGAACAGUUUGAAAGUACGAUUGGUUUUAAGCUUCCCAACCACAGAGCUGCCAAGAGGCUUUGGAAGGUCUGCAUCGAACAUCACACCUUCUUCCGGUUGGUUUCUCCAGAACCUCCUCCGAAGGGCUUCUUGGUGAUGGGUUCAAAGUUUCGAUACAGCGGAAGGACUCAAGCUCAGACCAGGCAGGCCAGCGCUCUCAUAGACCGGCCAGCUCCUCACUUUGAGCGUUCUACCAGCAAGAGGUACCUUCUGUCCAGGAGUUUGGAUGGAGAGUUCUCACGGCCUAUGUCAGCCAUGUGUGAGAACCACGACGGCCUGUCCCAUCGCAGCAUCAGCGAACAGCGACGCCUCCACAGCCCCUCUGUGGACGAGCAAGAGACGGAGCUGGAGCCCAGUUUGGAGCAGGAUGAAGAGGACAAGGACCAAGAGCAGAGCCAGGACAUGGAGCAGGACCACGACGGCAAUGUGACUCCAAGCAAAAAGAAAGAGAUCAUGGAGGAGGCUGGGUCACCAGUUGACAGUAAACAGGAGCUCUCUCAGUUGGACCAGGAGGCCACUCCUCGGCACAAACAGGAGUUUCUGGAUAAGUCGCAGGACGUCUUGCUGAAGCACCAGGCCAGCAUCAAUGAGCUGAAGAGAGCCCUGAGGGAGCCCAACAGCAAGCUGAUGAACCGGGAGAAGCGUCUGUCAGCCACCUCUCCAACUGGCACACCAGAGAAGAAGGCUUUGGUGGGCCGAGCAGUGGGAAAGGACCCUGUUAACAGCCUGUCUGUUGAGGGUUUCGUCCAGAAGACUCUGGUGACUUCACCUGAGGGCUCUGAGGAGUGGGUAUUGAUUGAAAAACAAGAACCUUAUCAACAAGACCAUGACUGGAAGGCAGAAGAAAAGAACAAAUGUCUCACAUCUGAUUCCUCGUGGGAGAAAAAGGAGCUGGAAAAAGAGAUAGACGUAACCAAGAUGAUACAUAAAGAGGUAACAGGGUAUGACAGGAAAGAAACGAAAAGCCAUAUUGAUGAAUUUCCAUCAACAAAAUCGUUCAGAGAGGCAGACAUAUGCUCUGAGCCUUCGCGUUUUGUGAUUCAAUUAUCUGAGAAUGCAGACUCGUUUCAAGACAAAUCUCUAAGUAAGCCAUCUCAAGCCUCAGACCCUGAGGCGAACAAUGAUGUGGCCCCAGGCUCGCGCCAGAUAAAGGAGCGCACCGCUUCAAAACCAAGGAAAAAGAGGAGACCCCAGAGCUUAAACCUGGGGAUGCCUGCAGAGCUCAUCUACAGGAAAGGUGGCAGCGAUUCUACCGGGGAAGAAAACGAGGGCUCAGACUCGGACAACAGUCCAGAAAAAAUGUCCAAAAGAGGAAAUCAUUGUGAGUCGCCCCCAGUGGUGAUGAUGAAAGAUGAUCAGGGAUUAGGAAAGGAUCAGUCGGUCAGGGUCUAUAAAGACAGCAAACAAGAGGAUGUAUCGGUUGGAGAAAACAGGGAUGUCUCCACUCAAGGAGCAGAACAGGUAAAGAAAAAAGUGAGCCAGGGUGGGACAGCAGAUAUUGAUUCAAGCUCAGUGAACGGACCUGGAAAGAUAGAGCAUGAUAGUUCAUUAUCAGGUGUUAAAGGAGAGUGUGCGAUAAAGGUGCGAGGGAAGAGCCUUAUUGACAACAAAGAGCUAGCAGAGGUGAAACUCCGACAGGUCAGGACACAUGAGAGAAAGAUCAGUAGCUCUGGAGGAGAAGAUGUUGAGGGUUUCCUGGGUGACAGAGGUCAGAGGACGUCCUUCCACCGACUGUCAGGAAGCAGCUAUCAGUCGGAAAUCACCAGGAUUGUUCCUCUCAAGCCAGAGCGGUCAAAGAGCAUAGCAUGUAAGGAUGAAAGGGACUGGACGGGGCAGGAUGAGCCCACACGAGUCAGAAGAGAAUACCGCUGGUCGGUCGGCUCUCCAGAGGGAUCCUCAGACCUCAACUGGACCGACGUCUCCACCUUCCAUCCGGCAUUCGCGGCAGAUCUGGAAGGUAAAACAGAUCAUCCUGAUGAUAGCUUUCAGUCUGGCGGAGGAUCUACAGAGACGCAGCUAUUUGGCUCAAAGAUUUCAGCGCUUCCCAAAAUGGCUCCUCCAGCCCCGCCGGUGAAAACGCAGAAGGCCAGGGAGUCUGGACUAAUACUGCGGAACAGCCGAAAUGCCGGCAGGGAGCCGAUCCUGGAUGCUGCCAAGAAGAGACACUCGGAGCCUGUCUCCACUCCUGCCAUCUACGAAGAGCCGUUUGCUGAUUUCAAGAAGGAGCUCGGAGAGAGGAGGCCUCAGCCGAGCGUAGCCUCGGAGGAGGAGCAGGAAAGAGACACGGUGGCCGGCAUGAGGGAAACUCACCUGGGCAUCGAGCGCAAGUGCUCCAGCAUGACGGUGAGCUCCACGUCCAGCCUGGAGGCCGAGGUGGACUUCACCGUCAUCACGGAUCUCCACUCCGGCAUGGAGGACUUCUCUAAGGGCAUGUCAGAGCUGGGAGUGAGGGAGCGACAGCCAGAUGUGGGCCGGGAGGACUUUGAGGAAACCUCCAGGUUCUACUCUGCACGUCUAAUGGGCUCCCGUGACAAAUCUCCAAUAGAGGAGAAGUUUCCCGAGGAGGCAACGCAUCAUGAGCCUCCUGUGGCAAAGAAAGACCCCAGCGCUGUGAGUGUCGCCCACAAGCUGAAGAGGGCCGACACCAAGACAGAGACACACACAAACGGAUCAGAAGUCCACCCCAACAACAUGAACGUCUCACCACAGAACUUUGGAGCCAUCAGCCCACAGGAGGCUCCUGCUGCCCUUAAAGAAAAUGGCUCCCCUGGAAAAGCCAGCACCCAGGGGAGGGAGUCUGUUGUGUCCCCACUGACCAUCACAGCUGAAAGCGUCACCUCAGCAACCACAACACAAGUUACCAAGACUGUGAAAGGAGGCUACUCAGAGACCAGAAUCGAGAAAAGGAUUAUAAUCACAGGAGACGACGAUGUGGAUCAACAUCAGGCGCUCGCCAUGGCGAUCCAAGAGGCCAAACAGCAGCAUCCCGACAUGUUGGUGACAAAAGCAGUGGUUAUCAGGGAAACAGAGUCUCCCACUGAGGAGAUACAGCAGAAAACAGAGUCCUGAUUGGACAUGGUGGCUCCUGAGACAGGGGGACAGGAGAGGAUCCUCCAGCCCUGUGCCUCCUUUCCGCCCUGCAGUACGCCACCAACCUUUAAGAGGACUCUCUACCCCACUGUGUACACACCGACACGAGAACAGACUGCGUUCCAUAAAGCAGUAGACCCCCACUCCUGUCCCUUUAGACGAACCAACUGUGACUCGGCCUCUAACCCGACCCUGCCUCCCGUCCUGUCCCAGCCUGUCCCAGCCAAGCCCUCCACCAUCUUAUGGAAAGAACAUCUUCUAUUGGACCAUUCAACACUUUUUCAAACUUUAUUAUUUAACGUUUUGGCUCAUCUGAACCAAUGAGUUUCCUCCUUCCUUCGUACGAAUUACUACUUUCUAUUUAAAGGUCUCGCACAUCUGCCCUGUGCUACUGUCAUGUAUGACAUGAUAAUAUAAGAGUGAAGGAGGGUUGGGGGAAAGUGUGGGGACAAUGCUGAUGUAUGGGUGGGUUGGGGAGGUGCCAAGGGGCAGCGUUUUUGCUUGUUGUUGCCACCUCCUCGCCCUGACACCUUCAGUAUAAUCAACUGCUGUCUUAUUAGCUUUUUACAUUUUUAUCUAUAGAGGAUCUAAUUUAUGUUCAGUGUUUGCUUGUUUAUGAAAUAUGUAUAAUAUCAGAUGAUUAUAAUCUGCAUGAUUCAAUUAAAAAACAGCAGAGGGAAUGAAAAAAAAAUCUUACACCGACAUGUCCACAUUUGAAACCCAUGAGAAGCUCUGUGAUGAUGGGACUGAGCACCUGUGGAGAAAGUGUAUAAAACACUGAGCCAAUAAGCAGUGGACUCAUACUAAUGCUGACAGACUGUACUAAAGAGUAUAAAGACACUAUAGUGGACAAUUGGAACUGGUCUCAGUCUCCAAUAUACAAACAUCAGUGUCCUCGUCCCACUUCACCUGUUCCUGUUUCAUUUUGAUGUCAGCUCGCCUCCAACAUAAACAGAUGCUGGUCACACGUUUUGGGCACAGUUUUAGGAUUUUUAGAGAAAUUUUAAUAUAAAUAAUGUUUCACAAAUGUGAUAUGUUUUUACUUUUUUCUUACUUUACUGACUUCCAUCGUGAAACAGUUUAUUUGGUUUUCUUGUGUUUUUGGACAUUUCAGUUGUCAUGUGUGAACAUCCUGUAACCUGGUUCUUUUCUCUGUUAUGUUUCACAGAGAUCUGACAAAGAUAAUCAGAUGGAUUCCACUCAAAACUACUAGGAACUAGUUUGCAAGAUUGUGAGGCUGUAAAAAGAUGGAAGAUGUGGGCCUGUAAUAGAUCCAUAUCUGCAUCAUAACCUGUCCUUGGAGACCCUAUAAUUUCCUUUUUAGGCCAUUUGGGGGCAGUACAACACAUGGUAAACACAACAUUAAGCUAUUAUCACCUCCUAAAGUUUUGAUAUGAUAAAUUUGUUUGCAUUUAUUUAAAUAUCCGGCCAAUAUGGAGCAAAAGUGAUUUGGAGUAGGGAUGUCUGUAUCAAGUUUUCUGCUCCUGAUUCAAACUAGAUCAUAUAUAGUAUCUGCCUAUAUGGAGUCCCAAAACCAAUACUAUUUCCUAGAUACAAAAAUCAAAUAUCGUAGAUUAGCUGUAGUACAUGUUUGGGCAGCUGGAGCCCCAUGGUGUUUAUUACUGUAGCAACCAGAGGAGACGGACAGAAAAACAUUGUUUUCCUUGCCACUGUCGCCUUGGGGCUUGCUCUGGGGGUCAGCCAUAUGGGUUCUAUAAAGCGUCUUGAGACAAUUUAACUGUAAUUGGCGCUAUAUAAAUAAAAUUGAAUUGAAUUGAAUUAAAUUGUAGGGGUUUAGGUAGUAAAGGAGCACCGUGACAAAGUCUGCUGUGUAUCUUAGUACAGCAAUAUCAGCAUGGGACAAUUAUCACAUUUGCUGUGUUUGAAUUACAACUUAUUCAAAUAUUGAUCGAUAAUGCACCAUUUAAGAACAAAAUUAUUCAAAUAUAAUCAAGUUAUAAGGCUUAGAUUCAUGUGGAUGCCAAUGAGUUAAAUAUUGCCUUGAUUGGCAUCGUUAUUUGGAGUCUAGUCUUUUAAACUCUGAUGUGAUCUCUUGAGGGGAAGAUGUGAUUGUGAAACUUGUAUGUGUUUUAGCUGCAAACAUCUUUAUUAUGGUAACUUUAUGUGCAGUUUGGUACUGAGCAAGUAGCACACAGGAGGUUUAUCCUGAUUUUUUUUGCUGAAAACUGCUAAUUGCGGUUGGAAACGAGGCUGAUUGGAGUUGGGAGAUUGAAAUGAAAUGGUAAAGUUGAGGGGCUGCUAAACCAAGACAGUUAGCUGAAAGAGGCUAACACGCUAAAGAAAGUGCAGAGUUGGGUGAUAAUUUGUGACUGUGAGCAACAUCUUUCACGCUACACACAGUCAUUUUUCAUACAAAAAUAUUAGAAGUACACAUCAGAGAGUUUAUGUUUACCAGAGGUUCCAGUUUUGACGCAUGUUUACACACUGCCUGAAAGUUUCAAAACCACAAGAUUAACCUGGUUACUUUAUUUGUUUUCUGUGGGAUUAACCCUGCUACAUUAUGCUGUACGAGUUUGUACUUAUAUUUAUAGGAGUGGUGAAUGUGAACGCCUCCCUGUUUCCCCUUAAAGGCAGAGCCGAGACCACAUUGUGUGACAAACAUGAAGCAUCCACAGAGCGUGUUGGCUGUCACAUAUAUUAAUAUAUCCUGGGUGACCUUUAAUACUAUACUAUGCAUCACUUAUCAAACAUAAGAAUCCCUCUGAUGGAGCCUGACCCAUGUUAGCCGUGUUACCGUCAUUGUUGACUUUGUGCUACCGUUAACCAAAGCAGUGAAGCGCACUGCUUGUGAGAUUUGCAAUAAGCAACCAUUAUUCUUAUCCUCUGUCCUCUAAAGGGAGAAAACUGUGAACUCUCAUGUGUAACCAAAACAUACAGAAUAAGAGUUUUAGAAUGAUAUUCGAAGGAGCUUUUCCAACACUUGUGACCAUGGCUUUGUCGCCCUCGUUGUCUAAUCCUCCCCCUUCGACUUGAACCCGUCGACCUGCUGUUGAUGUGUCUGUGGAAACAAGACAUUCACAAACUGAUGAUUUGUAUAUUCUAUUUUGCUCUGUUUUGUUUUAUCUGGUCAUAUGACACUGGACUGUUGUGAAGGCACUUGCUUUGCAAUGAUGGCAGCACAUGUACUGUAAACUGCUAGGAAAAACAACCUGUCUGCUGUAGAAUAGGACACACUACUGAUGGAAGGUGACGUCUGUAGAGAUCAGGAGAGAAGCUGCGUGCUGCGGGUGAAGUGGUGAGUUGAAGGAUGGAGGGCCUGUAUUUAUAUAUAAAUAUCCAUAUUUCUGUGUAUUAUCCUGUACACUAUGUAGAAACUGUCAGGAGCAGAGAUGAGUUUUAGGUUUAGGGGACGAGGCAGUAAGUGGAAUCUGAAGGACAGCGGUGCAAUAGAAACGUCACAUGAAUGGGUGCCUUAUGUUUGGAGUCACGGUUAUCAGUGCUCAGCUGAAAGUGCUCUUAAUCACCACAAGGCAGAUGGAGAAUCAACCUCUCCAUCCAAGGUGAGGAGGAGCUGUCUUGAAAAGUGAAUUACUGUCUUGUAAAAGAAUAUGACAUUGAAAGCAGUGGGUAAACGAAGUCCCUUUGAAUCUGGACUGUGAGUACUCAACGAGAUGAAAAUAUUUAUUGGCCCCAUUAACUUAAGAAAAACCAGCACAGUGCAGAUUAUGUAUAUGAGGAUUUUUCUCUGUGAAGACCAUCAAACCGCUCUGCUGUUUAGCCUCCACCUUCAAUUCACCACUGCCUUUUGCUCUACAUUCCCCUAGUGCUUGGUGGUGUGCAUUUGCUGUAUUUGCAUUCAGUCUAAAUGGAAAACAUACCUGCAUAAAUAAAUGUCUCAGUAUGAUUCAAA
Molecule: messenger RNA, 8203 nt
Organism: Amphiprion ocellaris (clown anemonefish)
Lineage: Eukaryota; Metazoa; Chordata; Actinopteri; Pomacentridae
Product: protein 4.1-like
Exons: 25
Coding region: 310-4311 (1333 amino acids)
Biological process (GO): cortical actin cytoskeleton organization
Cellular component (GO): plasma membrane; cytoskeleton
Molecular function (GO): structural molecule activity; actin binding
Source: RefSeq, a predicted model, not a curated record